AGAGACAAAGAUUUCAAAAUGGCCGAGAGCUGCGCGGCUCUGGACGCGCUCGAGCGCGAGUAUGCGGUCGUCGCGAGCCAGCGACCCAUCCCGGCCAUGGACUUUAGCGACAUGGAAGCGGAGAAGGAAGAUGGCGACGCAUGCGUCGACGGCGGCGAGCAUGAGAUGCUGGGAUCCGACUCGGAAGACGAAGGGGCGCCAAUGGGCUACGAGCCGCUCAUGGCCGACAGCGACGACGAAGACGACGAGGCCGAGGCACAUGAAGAGGUGGCAGCUCCUGCGACUAACAAUCGCGAGCCAGAGAAGAUGACGGCCAACGAUGUGGCGACGAUUCAACAGGCCAUGCAGCAACUCUCGCUGCCGGCGCCGUCGUGGGGCAAGAACUUGUCGGACGAAGACAUCAUGGCGCUCCUAAUGCCCAAGGCGCCAGCGACUUCGUAUCAUCCAUAGCCUUAAGCGCAAUACUAGUUCAUCCACAUCGU
Saprolegnia diclina VS20 is the source of this 482-nucleotide messenger RNA. RefSeq lists its product as hypothetical. The record is from RefSeq and is a predicted model, not a curated record. NCBI's taxonomy places the organism in Eukaryota, Oomycota, Saprolegniomycetes, Saprolegniales, Saprolegniaceae. The transcript has a single exon. Bases 19 to 450 code for a protein of 143 amino acids.